Messenger RNA from Pseudophryne corroboree (corroboree frog), 2343 nucleotides. RefSeq lists its product as uncharacterized. The transcript is spliced from 17 exons. NCBI's taxonomy places the organism in Eukaryota, Metazoa, Chordata, Amphibia, Anura, Myobatrachidae. The record is from RefSeq and is a predicted model, not a curated record. The coding region runs from base 203 to 2200 and encodes 665 amino acids.
AGAGGGAAAACUUCCUCGCACUGUCUGGGAGAGAGGAGGAGUGACUGCAAGUGUUGCUAGGAGGGGGCAGUGUGUGCUGGGCUUAUGUGCUACGGAAAUCAGCAUGCACAAGAUUUGCCUGAAGAGCUUGCACUCUAACUACAGCUAAUAGCAGCAUCACAGCGCCAAUAUUUGUUCAGAAGGUCUCCCAGCUGUCUCCACCAUGUCGGUGUCCUUCAAGGAGUUGGUGAACUUGGCCAUAGGUUCCCCAGAACCAGGCGCUGUCAACUUUAACGCUCUUCACUCCUUGCUCCAUGGACUCCUGGAACACCUGCAACUGGGGGACAUCCAGAGGAAGCUGUCCCAGGAGGAGCGAGAAUUCAUACAGCCGGGGCUGGUCAGUGCCCACGACUCUGCCAAGCCACCUACUCUCUUCCACCAGCUGCAGGACAGAGUCGCCCAGAUGGAGACCAGGCUCCAUCACCUGGAUUCCCUGCCCAGCUCCACCAGCCUCCUGCAUGCCAGCCAUGCGCAGAAUAAGCCCAUAGAGGAGAUGUGGCAGCUGAUGCAGCUGAAGAAGAAGGUGGAGGCGAGCGAAGAUGGAGUCAGCAAGGUCAUGAGCGCCUUCCAGGAGCUGCUGAGCACUUUCAACAGCCUCAGGCAAGCCAACCAGCUGAUUGAGGAUAGGCUGGGUUCCCUCAGUGACCUGGUGGCUAAGAUGAACAUCCAGCAGGUUGAGAGGAGGCUGCAAGACCUGGAAGGUCAGACCCAGAAUAUCCCCACGCUGGCAGAAAAGCUGGACAAGCUGCAGAGUAAGCUGUACUCCUUUCCUGAACCGUCUGACCUGGUGUCCUGGCCCGCGCUACAUGACGCUCUGACGGACAAGAGCUCAGACUGGGCGCUCAGCCAUGACACCAAGCAGCAGAACGUGAAGAAGGUUCUGUCCGGCCUGGGGACACUUUCCGGCAGACACGGAGAGCUGGAGCGCCGUGUUCAGGGCAUCGAGGAGGAGCUGAGGCGGAUAGACCUGGAGAUGGGAAAAAUAGGGAUCCCGGAGGAUCUUCUGCAGCAGCUGCGGGCCCUGCACCAGGAUGUGGAGAAGCUUUACACCAAUAAUAAGAAGAACAAGACGGACAUGGACGCCCUCCAGGGCAGGCUUCAUGAUCUGACGCUGGCACUACAACGGCUGGACACGAAAACCGAUAAGCUAGCGGCAGAUUUGUCAGAGACCGCGACACUUCAAAGCCAGAUUGAUGAGCUGGAGAGGAAGAAGCUGAACAGCGAGGAGUUAAUGCUGGAACUGAAUUUGAAAGCUGACAAACGGGCACUGGAAACCAAAGUGGGACAAGGUCAACUGGAAGCCGCCAUCGGUGAGGUCAACGCCGUUCUGGAGGAUCUAAUCAAGAAACUUUCCAUACAGGAGUCUGAGUGGCAAAACAUGUUGGCCAAGCUACUGGCUGGACUGGAGGGCAAGCUAAGUCCAUCGGACUUGGAAUCCAUACAGAGGGACCUGGAGGAGCUGUGGAGGUUCCUUAAGAAGCAUCUCAGCACUACACAAAGCUACGAUCUGGACGGGGCUGCCGGCUUCAGGAAGAAGCUGUUUGAGAGAGUCAAGUGCAUCUCUUGUGAUCGGCCUGUAACCAUGGCAACGGCACCGCACCUGGUUACUGUGCGCUCAGCUCCUCUGAUCCCCCGAAACCGGCCAAACACUGCAGACUACAGCCGGAUCAAGAUCAGCGGGGAGCCCCAGGAGAUGACAGACCCAGAGUUCCAGUACACGGAACCCCCAAGACCCCAAACCUCCUGCUCGUACCACAGAAAGAUUCCCUCCCGCAGCCAUAACCUCACCACAGUCUUCCCAUACGGCGACCCGGGGCAAAUCCAAUACAAGAAUAGCGAGGUCGACUUGAUGGGGAUUGACGGUAUGUUGUAUAAAGGUCGGUUGGACAAGAGCUUCACCAAUCACAUUCCCGACAGGGAUCCACAAGGACUGAAGACCCCUCAGCAACCCUCCAGAGCGCGUUCUGCUAGUUCAAACUACAGGAGCUCGAUCAACCUUAACACACGAACGCCAAGUCACCUCAUAAAGACGCCUGGCAGCACCCUGAACGUGCCAUCCACCACCGAACUAUCACAGCCCACGUUUCACGUGCCAUCCGCCUCAGAGCCUGCAAUCUUACUGCAACGGCCACUCAGCAGUGUAGAGCAACGGCCUGAUUAAUGAGGGUUCAGAGCCCAAGGAAGGAAACCACCACACUCAGCACUUUGCCCACUGUGACCUCUUCUGGGUGCUCUAUGCCCCGGUGACUUUCUAAUAUUGUAAGAUUUUAUUUUCUCCCACGCAUCAAAUAAAGCUGAAAUAUA